CAUUUUCAUUCGUUUACGUACCUUGUUGAAUCCUCGUAUUUGAAAUGUGGUCCCUGACUAUGUGCAUUCUGUGCAGGCAGUGUUAUUACUCACGUUUGCGGAAGCGGCUCACCCGGGGUUCGUGACCACCAUGCCACACUGCUUGCGAAUCAUAAUCGCGGUCGCCUCGUGGCCAUUGCAGAUGAACUGGAUGUUCAUCGCGGAUUCCGUUCGCGCUCGUGACCCAUGUCUUUAAUCUAGAGGUACCGCGCCCCAGGCUACACACCGGUACUUUACUUUACUUUACCAAGUAAGAGCAAACGUCGGCUCACCGUCAAUUCGACGAGCCUAUAACUAUUGUGACUUAUCCUCCUUCCUCAUUUUAUUCACUUAUUCCUUUUUACGAUACUUUCCUGAGCCCGAGACUGGUCGACCAAGCAAUUCAUUCACCUAACUGACCAGACUCACAUCAUGAGACUGUCACUUGCGGUAGUCUCGUUGGCUGCGGUCGUGAAAGCCACCGUUGACUUCGGAAACUGGCAUCCGCCCGCCUAUGGAGACGUACGAUCUCCUUGCCCUGCUCUCAAUGCUUUGGCAAAUCACAAUAUCCUGCCCCAUGAUGGAAAGAACCUGACAGUCCCAAUCUUUGUCAAGGCAUUGACCGAGGCUCUGAACUUCAGUGUGGAGGUGGCAACUAUUGUAUCUUCGGCAGCUCUGCAAACCGUGCCUCAAGGUUCUACCACGCUCAAUCUCGACGACUUGAGUAAGCACAACAUCAUCGAACACGACGGAUCUCUCUCGCGUCAAGACUUCAACAUAAGUGGAGACGCCACUACCUUCAACAGUGGGAUCUUCGAUGAGUUCGUAGGGUACUUCGGUGGUGCUCAGGAUGUUUCACUUCCCGUUGCAGCUGCAGGUCGCUGGGGACGUAUCAACUCUGCGAAAGCCAAGAACCCUGCAUUCUCCUAUACAGCAAGUCAGCGAUUCAGUAGCUACUUGGAGUCAGCAAUCUACUCUCUCGUACUUGCCGCCCCGAAAAAGCAAGCAGUGCCGCUGGCCUGGCUUAAUGCCCUCUUCAAAGAGGAACGUUUCCCGUACAACGAGGGCUGGCGCACGCCACAGUCUCCUACAAACGCUGCUAGCCUUGCGUCAACGAUCUUGAUUCUAUCACUGGCCACCCCAGAAGAUCUAACUUUCGGUUCAGCACCCCCUUCAGGCUUCCACGGAGAGGGGUUAGUCUUCGACGAACUGAAGUGAUGGAUAUCAUGGUUCUGAGCUAUGACCUUCAUAGAGGCGAGUUAUCUUAAUGUGGAGGAAAGACCGGACCUUAUAUAUCAAAG
This is a messenger RNA of Aaosphaeria arxii CBS 175.79, 1319 nucleotides long. Its product is annotated as Cloroperoxidase. The record is from RefSeq and is a predicted model, not a curated record. Lineage: Eukaryota; Fungi; Ascomycota; Dothideomycetes; Pleosporales. The coding region runs from base 451 to 1236 and encodes 261 amino acids. The transcript is spliced from 4 exons. Gene Ontology annotation, molecular function: peroxidase activity.